This is a messenger RNA of Lotus japonicus, 789 nucleotides long. RefSeq lists its product as uncharacterized. The record is from RefSeq and is a predicted model, not a curated record. NCBI's taxonomy places the organism in Eukaryota, Viridiplantae, Streptophyta, Magnoliopsida, Fabales, Fabaceae. The transcript has 2 exons. The coding region runs from base 1 to 789 and encodes 262 amino acids.
AUGGUUGGAAAUCUUUCGUCCGCAGUUUCACCUCUGUUAGAUCUCACCAUCUUUGAGCGGUUGAAGUCAUUUAGACAACCCGGUAGUGACAUAGAUAUUUCAAGAAUUUCUACUCAGCAAGGUGCAAGCAUCAGGGAUGUGGGAAAAUGGGUAGAGGGCAGUUGGGUUUGGUCACUAGAAUGGUCCAGAGAAUUGUUAGAUAGGGACAGGGAUAGUGUGGAAAAUUUAUUGCGAUCAUUGAGAGGCUUUUCUCUGGUGGAGGGUAGAAGGUAUAGAUGGGUUUGGACCAAAGAGGGUUCAGGAGAAUACACUGUCAGCUCAGCGUAUGAUUGCUUACAGGGUGAUUAUGCUGUGUCGAAAUUGGAAGCUAUAACGUUUAAUAGGUUGUGGUCAGUCAAGGCCCCAUCAAAUGCUAUCUCAUUGGCAUGGAAGAUAUUACUACAGCGAAUCCAAACAAAAGACGAGUUAGCAAAGAGGAGGGCUCUUCCAGUGGGGAUUGGUUUAGAUCUCUUCUGUGGGGAUCAUGAAGAGUCAUGCUUGCAUUUGUUUCUUGAAUGUAGAUUUGCGUGGGGUAUCUGGAUGAGAAUUCUGAACUGGGUGGGGAUUUCUACGGCAUUACCAAACAGCUUGGUUGCUCUUUUCAUCCAAUUUGGUUCGAAUAUUGCUUCUAGCUCGAAGUCAAGAAAAACUAUUUCUGCAAUUUGGAUCGCAACUGUGUGUGCUCUUUGGAAAGCUAGGAAUAAAGUGGCAUUCAGGAGGGAGUUAUUGGAGGCGGGAGAAAUUUGUUGA